AUGGCUUCGAAGGCAGCUGCCGUGAACUUCCACAAGAUCCUGUCGUCGGGCAUCGGUAAGGAGACGGGCGCCCAGCUCGCUGCUUUCCGUAAGCGCAGCGAGGAGGCUCGUCGCGCCCUGAACCAGCUCAAGGCGCAGCCCGUGACGGUGGACUUUGCCGCCUACAAGGGUGUGCUCAAGAACCAGGCUGUGGUUUCGCAGGCGGAAAAGAUUGUGAACGAGUUCAAGCCCGUGACCUACGAUGUGAGCGCGCAGGUCAAGGCGAUUGAGUCGUUCGAGUCUGUGGCGGUGAAGCAGGCGCAGGAGAGCUCUGCGAAGCUCGAGGCUGAGCUCAAGGAUCUGAAGGAGACGCUGAGCAACAUCGAGGGUGCUCGUCCAUUCGACCAGCUCUCUGUCGCCGACGUGAUUGCCGCCCGCCCCGAGAUUGGCAAGACGGUCGACGAGAUGGUCAAGAAGGGCAAGUGGACCGUGCCUGGCUACCACGAGAAGUUUGGCAACCUGGCCGUUAUGUAA
Messenger RNA from Malassezia restricta, 513 nucleotides. RefSeq names its product F-type H+-transporting ATPase subunit d. Bases 1 to 513 code for a protein of 170 amino acids. The transcript is spliced from 3 exons. NCBI's taxonomy places the organism in Eukaryota, Fungi, Basidiomycota, Malasseziomycetes, Malasseziales, Malasseziaceae. Gene Ontology annotation, biological process: proton motive force-driven ATP synthesis. Gene Ontology annotation, molecular function: proton transmembrane transporter activity. The record is from RefSeq and is a predicted model, not a curated record.